AUGUCUCGCCCUUGGACCAAAUCUCCAAAGCUAUCGCCAACGGUCAAACCGUCAAUGCCAGAAUGCUGGGGUCAUCGUGGAGCGUCUGCCGCAUUCCCAGAAAAUACAAUCGCUUCUUUUGAACGUGCAAUCCGUGAUGGAGCAGAAGGAUUGGAAAGUGAUGUUCACGUUACAGCGGAUGACAUGGUGAUCAUGUUUCACGAUCCAUCUUUGAGCAGAACAACAGAUGGAAAAGGAUUGAUUCGCGAUCAACCGUGGAAAGGUUUAAUUGAAAAUGUUCGCACAAAAGCAAAGCCACAUCAACAAAUUCCAACAUUUGCACAGGUUUGCGAUCUUUUGAUGCGACCUGAAAACCGUCACGUUAAACUCAACAUUGAUAUCAAGCCGGAGAAUGAUCCCGAACGUUUGUUCACAUUAAUGAAGGGAAUCGUUGAAAAACACGAAAACUUUGCCGAAGAUCUCUCUCCUCGUUUAAUUUUGGGAUUGUGGCAUCCCGUCUUCUUGAAGGCUGCAUUAGAGCAUCUUCCUACGCUACGUAGAGUACACAUCGGCGGAAGUCCGACGAUGGCAAGAACAUACUUUUGGAAACAUUGUGACGGUUUCAGUAUGUGGUUCCCAAGCCUGGUCGGGACGGAAGGACAAAGUUUCUUGGCCGAUGCACGCAGAGAAGGCAAGGAUGUCUUUGUUUGGACGGUUAACCGUCGUGAUGAAAUGAUUGAAGCUACACGAUGGGGUGUAAAAGCAAUCUUGACGGAUAAAACAGACAUGUUCCAAGACGUUCGACAAGAAAUGCAAGAUGAUUUCGCAUUAGCAAGAAGCGAAAAAGUUGGCUUCUUUUUCCGUUGGGCAACAUUGCAAUAUUGGAUGUUACCUCAAUUCUUCAAACAAGCCGUUUGGUUGAGCGAAUUAGAAGGAAGAGCAGGAUGUACAUUCAAACAAGCUUGGGCGGAUGCCGCUUUGGACAAGAUGGAUGGUGGGAUUACGCCCGCGCCAGAAGGCAAGCCUUAA
This is a messenger RNA of Meira miltonrushii, 1008 nucleotides long. Its product is annotated as PLC-like phosphodiesterase. Bases 1 to 1008 code for a protein of 335 amino acids. The record is from RefSeq and is a predicted model, not a curated record. Gene Ontology annotation, biological process: lipid metabolic process. NCBI's taxonomy places the organism in Eukaryota, Fungi, Basidiomycota, Exobasidiomycetes, Exobasidiales, Brachybasidiaceae. Gene Ontology annotation, molecular function: phosphoric diester hydrolase activity. The transcript has 2 exons.